Messenger RNA from Brienomyrus brachyistius, 1784 nucleotides. Its product is annotated as homeobox protein Hox-C10-like. The record is from RefSeq and is a predicted model, not a curated record. NCBI's taxonomy places the organism in Eukaryota, Metazoa, Chordata, Actinopteri, Osteoglossiformes, Mormyridae. The transcript is spliced from 2 exons. Gene Ontology annotation, cellular component: nucleus. Gene Ontology annotation, biological process: regulation of transcription by RNA polymerase II. Bases 241 to 1248 code for a protein of 335 amino acids. Gene Ontology annotation, molecular function: RNA polymerase II cis-regulatory region sequence-specific DNA binding; DNA-binding transcription factor activity, RNA polymerase II-specific.
CUUACCAACUUGACCCUGAUGACGACAACGUGGUCUUGAGCAUCAAGGCCACUUUCAAACCCCUAUUGGUCUGAAAACCACGUGGUAUGCUACGGUGAAUCCGCAAUCAUUUCCCAAGCCUUUAGUAUGUCCUCUCUCCACCCCGCAACGUCGAAAAAAUGUCAGACUCCUACUGUCGUAAUCUUCUCGAAAAUAAACCGAACUUCUGGCUUCCGAAUUAAUAUUAUAUAAAUAACUAACAUGACAUGUCCCAACAGCGUGGCCCCGGGUUCUCUCAUGGAUUCCUUGGUAGGAGGAUCUUCCGCCUACAGAGAUGAGGGAUACUGCAACAGUCCUGUAAUGUAUAUGCAAUCGGAUGCUGAGUAUGGCUGUCCUCUGACGAGAAAUUACGGACUUUUAGGUUCAUCUGUCUCCAAACAAAUCGAGGCUUCUCCGAAUGGAUUGUCUCGCAGCGUCUACCAUCAGCAGCAUUAUUUAUCUCAGCUGGACACUUGGGGAGAAGACCCCAAAACUUCUCCUGUAGUACAAGAAUCUGUUACCGUACCCCUGUCAUCCUGUUCUUUCUCCACGGACAAUGUCAAAGAGAAGACUGUGUGCCCGGUGUACCGCGAUGAUUUAAACAAACAGAGUACAGAACCAAUUACCUACACCCGACUGUCCAACAGUACUUUGUCUGAUUGCUCUCCGGUACCUGUGCCGAACUUCUUCACUCUGAAUCAUCAGAACUCAGGUGUAACGCAACAUGUAGAGAACAGGAUCGUGCCAAGUUUUGCUUCGGUAACCAACGUGAUACCUCCCGGUGACAAAUCCUUUCAGCAACCCUUCACCGAUACUGGCAAAGGCAAGCAAAGUCUUCUCGACGCCGAGAUAAAACACGAGGAUCACAGCUCGGAAACAGGGAAGCCAGAAAGAGAGGUGAAAGUAUCCAAGAUGGACAGUGGCACCGACAAUUCGGACAACGAUGUGAGAGAGAUCACAAAUGUGGAAAAGGCGACAGGAAAUUGGCUGACAGCGAAAAGUGGACGAAAGAAGAGGUGUCCAUACACAAAACACCAGACGCUUGAGCUGGAAAAGGAGUUUUUAUUUAACAUGUAUCUGACUCGCGAGCGCCGACUGGAGAUCAGCAACAACAUCAACCUUUCUGACAGACAGGUCAAAAUCUGGUUCCAGAACCGCAGAAUGAAACUUAAGAAAAUGAAUAGAGAGAGUCGCGUGCGUGAACUCACGUCGGACUAUGAGUGCACCUAAAUCUGUAUAUUAAUGCUUUUGUCAAUCCUCGUCACCACCAUCACUUUCCAAAUAAAUAAACACACGUAAAACUCGCGUGCGAGAAUGCAGUAAUUCAUGACUUUUAUUAACAGUCUCGAGAAGAUGGAUCAAAGCACUUAAACAAUAAAAUUUAAAAAAACAUAAUUUCACUUUGCGGUCUGCAGUUCAAAAUAGAGUCUUAUUCUUCAAAAACUAUAGUAAUUCACGCAUAUUAUGUGCAGUGCGCAUUCUUAGAUGUUAUAGCGUUAAUAACUGUCUGUGCUUUUUGUUCAAAACGUGAUGUGCUUCUAGUGUCGUUUUCAUUCAGUAUAUUUCAUGAUAUACAGUACUACUUGUCUUGUUAAAAUUAAUCUGUUUUUGCUGGUUAACUGAUUACUGUAUUAUUUGUUUAUUUUGUAUGCGGUUAAUGUAAUGCCUGACAAUAUAACUUGCAUGUUCUUCCUAUGUUUACCUCUCCGUCUAUACUGGACGAAAUAUACACCCCGUUUGAUAAAUAAAACGGGUUUUGGAAAAGU